Molecule: messenger RNA, 732 nt
Organism: Aspergillus ibericus CBS 121593
Lineage: Eukaryota; Fungi; Ascomycota; Eurotiomycetes; Eurotiales; Aspergillaceae
Exons: 1
Coding region: 1-732 (243 amino acids)
Source: RefSeq, a predicted model, not a curated record
AUGGAUACCCGACCUGACCACUUCACCCCCUCUCACCUCAACCCCCUCAUGACCAUGAACACCUCCACCACCGCCACCGACCCCGACACUCCCAUGACAGACCCAACAGACCCCACCCCGGACACACCACUCCUCAGCAUCGAAGCAAAUCCCAAUCCCCAAGCCCCCAAUCUCAACACCACCCCCCAACCCAACCGGAUUCGCCACCCCACCAGCCCCAUCCAACUCGACGACCUCUACCUCCCCAUCAUCUGGGACGAAACCUGGGAAGCGCCAAUCAUCGAAGCUCCUUACCGGCCCCGCCCGCACAAUCCCUCCCCAUCAUCCUCAUCCUCACCCACAGACACCGACAAUACCGACAUAGACACAGACACAAAGCAAUGCACAUACCUCCCCUCCCCCGAACAAUCCGACCAAGACGCAUACCCCACCACCACCACAACAACAACCACAACAGAAGAAACCAACCUCCCUCCUCCCCCUCAGCCUCCUUCCACCCCAUCCCCCCGAAAACACCACCCCACCCACACCCCCCUCAUCUGCGAAUGGAAGAACUGCACCACCAAGCACCGCUACACCAGUUACGAAGGCCUCUUCAACCACAUCAAGCUGGCGCAUUUAGAUGCCGUGCGGUGUGCGGUCUGUCACAAGGUGUUGUUGAAUGUGGGGAUGUUGAGGAAACAUGAGCGGGUGUAUGGGCAUUCGGGCAUGUCUGGGACUGGUUCCAAUUAG